Microsporum canis CBS 113480 is the source of this 807-nucleotide messenger RNA. Its product is annotated as opsin 1. NCBI's taxonomy places the organism in Eukaryota, Fungi, Ascomycota, Eurotiomycetes, Onygenales, Arthrodermataceae. The record is from RefSeq and is a predicted model, not a curated record. The transcript is spliced from 5 exons. Bases 1 to 807 code for a protein of 268 amino acids. Gene Ontology annotation, cellular component: plasma membrane; endoplasmic reticulum.
AUGGAGGAGGCAUCUGGAGUUGGCCGACGGUGCUUAUGGGUUGUUGCAAUUUUAAUGCUACUUUCGUCUCUUGUUUUCUAUGUUCUGGCUGCCAGAGUCCCCGCACAAAAACGUCUUUUCCAUAUUCUUGUUUCCCUCGUCACCACGAUUUCAUUCCUCUCAUACUUCGCAAUGGCUAUGGGAUACGGAAUAUCAUAUAAACAUUAUACGUACCACGAGCAUCGCAAGCACUCGCCGGAUACCUUCUUAGAUACCUACCGUGAAGUGUACUGGAUUCGAUAUGUCAACUGGAUGCUGACAGUUCCAUUGAUUCUUACCUGCCUUACCUUUCUAUCCGGAAUCAAUGGAGCCAGUUUGCUCGUGGCGAUCUCUGCGUCCCUCAUUAUGUUUGUUUCUGCUCUCGGCAGUGCAUUCAUGAAUCAACACUACCAGUGGGCAUGGUACACAAUUGCCUGUUUAGCAUAUUUGACUGUUGUGUAUCAAAUGGGCUACCAGGGCCGUAAAGCCACGCUGGCCAAAGACCAAAAGGCCCGUAACUUUUACUCUUCCAUUGCAAUCUUCUCCCUGGUCGUUAUGCUUAUCUACCCUAUAAUCUGGGGAAUCUCCAAUAAUGCUCGAAAGAUGAACAUUAAUGCAGAGAUAAUUGCCUAUGCUAUCCUCGACAUCCUGCUUCAAGGUGUUUUCGGUUACUGGCUUCUAGUCUCCCAUGACACGAUAAGAUCCGCUGUGGUCACUCUAGAUGGCUUCUGGGCAAAUGGUGUCAACGGUGAAGGAAAUAUCCGUGUGGGAGAAAACGGGGACGUAUGA